This is a messenger RNA of Clarias gariepinus (North African catfish), 2297 nucleotides long. It is a transcript of the gene pigw, whose product is annotated as phosphatidylinositol glycan anchor biosynthesis, class W. The transcript is spliced from 2 exons. NCBI's taxonomy places the organism in Eukaryota, Metazoa, Chordata, Actinopteri, Siluriformes, Clariidae. Bases 266 to 1729 code for a protein of 487 amino acids. The record is from RefSeq and is a predicted model, not a curated record. Gene Ontology annotation, cellular component: endoplasmic reticulum; membrane. Gene Ontology annotation, molecular function: glucosaminyl-phosphatidylinositol O-acyltransferase activity. Gene Ontology annotation, biological process: GPI anchor biosynthetic process; protein localization to plasma membrane.
UACGCAACCAGGAAACAUGCGGAAAAGCCGGAAAAACUCAAAUGUAUUGAAAACACUUUAAACGCAAAUUUGAUAAAAUCGCGUUUUUUUAACAAUAAUAAUUAAUCCGUAAAUCAUGAUACAUCUUAAAUACAUCAUACAGAUAAUUUUAAUGCACCUGAGCAGAUGACUGAUUAGAUUGAAUGCUCGCAGCUAAGUCCAGCCUAGAACUCUGAAAAACAGAAGAGAAUUCAGUAUUUCUGCAUAAACACAAAGCCUGCAGGCAAUGGCUGAAACGGAAAUAAAAGUCGCCUUCGUGAGCAACCUCAACGGCACCACGCUGACAGAAGUAUCUCUCGGAUCCUUCCUCGCCCCUCUCUGCCUUCUCAGUCGUGGCUUGUUCUUACUAGUGUUUCACCUCAAUAAAGGCGUUCUCCCACUAAGCAGCACUGCUCACCUUCUGAUGGAUUUCAGCCUACUGAUAGCGCCGCUGGUCCUCUCGUGCACCAUCCUUAGCGACGUCCUUCUUUGGGUCAUAAUAUCCGUGACUGUCGUUGAUGUUUGUGCAGUUUCUUUCCUGUACUCGUAUAGACAGAAAAAGCCAGGUUUGAUUUACAGCUUCACAAACAGCCAUGUUGAGUCCAAAGUGGUGCCUUUUUUGACCGCGUUCAGGGUGCUGGUUAACAUCAAGACGGCUAUCAGCAUCCUAGCUGUGGAUUUUAGCGUUUUCCCAAGGAGAUACGCCAAAACGGAGACGUAUGGGACAGGGGUUAUGGACUUUGGAGUGGGAGCUUACGUUAUGGCCAAUGCCAUGGUGUGUCCCGAAGCUAGAGGGAAAAAAGUACACGGUUCGAAACUGAGCCAUUUGGCGAAGCAGCUUUUUUCCGUCUGGCCCCUGGUCGUGCUGGGUUUUGCCAGGCUGGCGAGCAUAAAGUCGACAGGCUAUCAUGAACAUGUCACUGAGUACGGGUUGCACUGGAACUUCUUUUUCACUUUAGCCAUAGUGAGAGUGGUGGCUUCGAUUAUACUCGCCGUGUUUCCCGCCAACGUCUCCUGGCUCUUGUCUUUACUGAUCAGUGGAGUUUACCAAGUCAUCCUAGAGACAACAGAUCUGAAAUCAUUUCUUACUCAGAACACGGAACGCACUGGCUUCGUGCAAGCCAAUAAAGAAGGCAUAUUCUCUGUCGUGGGUUAUGUUGCUGUCUACAUGGCUGGAGUUCAGGUCGGUGUCUAUCUAAUGCAGACUCGAACCUUGGUCAAGGAUUGGAUCCGAGUUAUCCGGAACCUUCUCCUGGGAAGCUUUGGUCUCUGGGUUGCUUUACAUGCCUGUCAGACACACAUCGAGCCGGUCUCGCGUCGCAUGGCCAACCUGCCGUUCUAUAUAUGGACCGUAGCGCAGUCUCUGUUUUUUCUUUCGUGUUUGGGCGCAGCUGAUAUCGUGUUGCUUUUCGCAAAAGCGGCAUCCAAUUUCUCCGCCGUAUCAGUCUCUUGGAAUCCCCGUCGCUGUUCAGAAGCAGAACGGAAAAUAAGAAGUAGACUGGACACUUUGUGUUUAAUUCAGUCUGUAAACAGGAAUCAGCUGCUGUUUUUCCUGCUUGCGAACGUGAUGACCGGAUUAACCAACAUACUCGUAGACACUUUAAAAAGCAAUGAUUUCUUUGCAGUUUAUGUUUUGCUCUCAUACAUGUUCAUGAACAGUUUAUUCAUAUUCAUUUUACAUGUAAAUCAAAUAACAAUGAAAUUUUGGUAAUUUGUAUAAAAAAAACUUAUGUUUGAGUCGGUUUAGAAAAAAUCACUACUGUGCAUGAAAAUAUCGUUUAAACAAGAUUGUUGGUUAUAAUUAUAACCAAGCUGUUAUGUAUCAAUCAAUUAAUUUAUAUCAAAUUAAAAUAUAUGUGAUGUAUCAAAUAAAAAAAGGGAAUCAAAGUGAUCUUACUCAAUGCUAAAGUGUGUGUUUUAAUACCAAUAAAGAAGAUAUAAAGAUGGAGUCUUUGGAGUUAGGGAAACCAGAGAGAGUAACUUAGACACAUACCACCUAUUUAAACAUUGAAAUAUUGUAACAUAUUACGUUGUAGUUGAUUGGCCCUGUAUUUCUGUGGGAUUUCCUGGAAAAACAAGUCCAACCUGUAGAGGCUCCACCGUCCCACAUACCAAAGCACACCUUCAGAGCUCUAGUGUAGUCCAUGGCUCUGGAUGAUCUAGAAAGAUUGUGCAAAGAGGCAUGGUCAAAGAUCCCUUUAUCUGUAUUCUCUUGUCUUGUGAAUUGUUAUAGCUGGAGAUUAAGUGCUGUUUUAGGAUUGUAUAAAGUAUUAACAUCU